AUGAACCGACAAAGAGAGGCCGAAAAGGCUCUCCACGACCAAACAAAUAUUCUCCCGUUCGCACAACUCAUGGUUGUCUUCACCGGUCUGGCAAUUUCCUUGCUAAUUUGCAUGGUGGAUCAGAAUGGCAUCAGUGUCACACUACCAACGAUCUCACGCGAACUGGGUGCCCAGAACACCAUCUCCUGGGCUGGAACCUCAUCGCUAAUUGCAAACACGAUGUUCACGGUGCUGUAUGGUCGACUGUCAGAUAUAUUUGGCCGAAAAAUCAUGUACAUCUCCGCAUUGAUCUUGCUGUGUAUUGCAGACCUGCUCUGUGGCUUGUCCCAGAACCCGGCCAUGUUCUAUGUUUUCCGAGGCUUGGCUGGUGUCGGCGGUGGUGGUGUCACCUCUUUGACCAUGAUUAUUGUCUCCGAUGUCGUGACCUUGGAACAGCGAGGCAAGUACCAGGGUAUUUUGGGUGCAUCUCUGGGCCUUGGUAAUGUCAUUGGACCAUUUCUGGGAGCUGCAUUCACCAUGCGUUCAACGUGGCGCGGUUUCUUCUGGCUGAUUUCACCAUUGGCUGCUUGCUCUGCAGUCGUAGGAUACUUCCUCAUUCCGAAUAACGCACGCAAAGAUAGCUUCCGGGAAAAUAUUGGCCGCAUUGACUGGUUCGGACUGCUUGCGUCGUCCAUUGGUAUCAUUUUCCUCUUGAUUCCUAUAUCGGGAGGUGGAUCCUAUUUCCCAUGGGACUCACCGAUGGUCAUUAGUAUGCUCGUGAUCGGAGGUUGUUCACUCGUUGCAUUUUUGCUCAUUGAAUGGAAAGUGGCUACACUUCCAAUGCUACCAGUCGUCUUCUUCAAAAAUAAGGUCAUAUCUGCAAUCUUCUUGCAGAGCUUUCUAUAUGGUGCAGUUUACCAGUCAACCCUUUACUAUCUACCAUUGUAUUACCAGAAUGCCCGUGGUUGGUCGCCAAUUGUCUCUGCGGCUAUGACAUGUCCUAUGGUUGUGGCCCAGUCAAGCUUCUCAAUCAUAUCUGGAUUGUACAUUACGCGAGUAAAACGCUAUGGCGAGAUCAUUUGGAUUGGAUUUGGCUUGUGGACAUUGGGGUCAGGUCUCAUGUUAUUGUUCGGUACCCACACACAUCCAGCCGCUAUUGCCGUCAUUGUAGCAGUCAUGGGCGCCGGAAUCGGCUUCACAUUUCAGCCCACUCUCGUGGCCCUACAAGCACAUUGCACCAAGUCCCAAAGAGCAGUCGUGAUUGCAAACCGUAACUUCUUCCGCUGCAUUGGUGGUUCAUGUGGUCUCGCUAUCUCUGCGGCUGUUCUGCAAGCCGCUCUUCGCUCCAAUCUACCAAGCAAGUUCGUAUACUUGGCAGAUUCUUCGUACUCACUUCCUUCGAGAGCGAAUAUCAGUGCAACUGAAUGGGUUUCAAUUCUGCUUUCUUAUAGCAAGGCUUCCCACACAGUGUUCGUUGUGCAGGUCCCCAUCAUCGAGCGACCAAAGGAGCCGGAAGAGAUGGAAGAAGAAAAGCGGAAAGCGCAAGAAGAGAGAGAUGCCGAGGCGGCCACUUCUGAAUCCUCCGAGGAGUCUGUCGACCACCAGACAUACCACCAGGCCGAGAAGCAUCAUUCUGCGUCGACAUUCGCCGAAUCCUCGAUAUCGCCUUCUCGAUGCGACAAUGAGUAUCCGACUUGUUCCAACUGCCUGAAGGCGGGAGUCCCGUGCGACAAGUCCAGCGUCCGGGAGGACCAAGACCGCCAGAAUGAGUACACACGUGGCUUAGAGGAACGUGUAAUGUUCCUUGAGCGUAAACUUGCUGAGUCCGAUCGAUCAUCAGACCACAAUACUACCGCCACAAAUACUGCGUCUUCACUGUUCUCCCCACAAGGUGGCCAAACAACACCGCACACCACUACCUCGGGACUUGACAAUAAUCCUGUUGGAGAGAUUGUGGGCCUUCUUGCUUUGAGUGCCUCUGAGGCCCCUGCAUACGUAGGAUCUAGUUCUGGUCUUUCUCUCGCUGUCGACCUAGGAGAGAUGGUCCAAACGAGUGCAUGGAAUCAAUUCAUCUCAAAUGUGCAACAAAAGACCAGAAGUGCCACCAAUAACUCUCAACACAAGGCACGCCAAGUUCAUGGGCCUUCGGAGCAACCUAGCGCCACUCGAAUUCGAGAUCCGCCAACGAGGAUGGAAGAUCUUUUGCCGGCAAAUGUUGAGCCUCCAACCGAUGAGAUGGGAACAAGAAUCCUCGAAACGUAUUUCACUCGACUUCAUUCUCGAUAUCCAUUCAUUAAUCGGAAACAAGUAUGGCAGCUCCAUGCAGAUCGAUGGCGCCUAGCGAAGAUCAAGCGUGAGGACCUUGCUCGAUCUGAUCGAUUUGCCAUCUUUAAACUAAACCUGGUCUACGCAAUCGGCGCAACGAUGCUUCGACUGACUGAAAAAUAUGCGUACACGAGUCCUGAGCGAUUCUACGCUGCCGCCUUGCAGCAUGUUCCCACAAUGUGUGAAGCACGAUCUGUUGACAACAUCGAGGCCAUGGUUCUUCUCGUUGUGUAUCAUCUCCGAACCGCAUCCGGUCAUGGCAUGUGGUACAUGAUUGGACUUGCUAUGCGUAUUGCUAUCGAUCUAGGUCUUCACCGAAAGGCAAAUGAGAUCAACAUGGAUCCAUUUACCAGCCAAAUGAGACGAAGACUAUUUUGGACUGUGUACUAUUUGGAGCGAGUGCUAUCAAUGUCCCUUGGUCGCCCGUUCAGUAUAUCCGAUCGUCACAUUGAUCUCGACCUCCCGCUAGAUGUGGACGAUGACAUUGAAGACCCCACACUGCUCACAGCACCCCUAGAUCCCAACAAAACCACAACCUUGACAUUCGCAAUCUACCUCUUCAAACUCCGUCGCAUCGACUCCCGCAUCCAACACAAAAUCUACCGUGCAGACCGGCCCCUCUCUUCCCUCCGACCAAAAAUGGACCCUUUGUAUCUUGAACUGGAACAAUGGAAAGAAUCCGCCGUAUUGCGUUUCAGCGGCCCCGAUCUCGACUACCCAAUGCUGCACUUCAACCGAGCAGUCCGACUCCUAAUCCAGCCCUUUCUCCCGCUCCUUCCAAUCACAGACCCAUACUACCAAAUCUGCAUCCUGGCCGCAGGAAACAUAUGCCAAUCCCACAAACGCCUGCACCAGACCCUAGAAUAUGGCCACUCCUUCCUAGCCGUGCAAACGGUCUUCAUGGCGGGGAUCACCCUGCUCUACGCGCUAUGGACACACACAGACCAAGUCUGGUCCGUCCGAAUGAGCAACGACAUCCGCGCAUGCUCCACAAAUCUCUUUGUAAUGGGCGAGCGCGCAGCAUGGGUCAAGACGUACCGUGAUGCAUUCGAGCUGCUAGUCAACGCCGCCAUGGAGAAACUACAGGGCAAUGAGACUGCCCGCAACGCCGGGAUGGCAGAGUUGAUGACAGCACAGUAUGGAAUCAACUGGAAUUCUGCCACUGCCCCCGGAGUGUCCGGUAGUGAUAAGUUUCUACCGGUCAACCCGACGAAAAUGGCUCCUUAUGCUGCGGGUACUACGCCUCACCUGCAGGGCUGUCCGGAUGAUGAUUCUGAUAAUGCUGUUAGAAUGGCGUUGCAGCUGGCGCCGUGGAUUGACCAGGAUGAAAAUGAUCCACUGUGGGUGCCGGACUUUGAGACUUUGGAGAGUCUGUCUGGGACUUUUUGGAGUCAUGGUGAUACGAGACUUUUUGAUCCUUUGUGA
This is a messenger RNA of Penicillium digitatum Pd1, 3729 nucleotides long. Lineage: Eukaryota; Fungi; Ascomycota; Eurotiomycetes; Eurotiales; Aspergillaceae. The record is from RefSeq and is a predicted model, not a curated record.